This is a messenger RNA of Tarenaya hassleriana, 1647 nucleotides long. RefSeq names its product peroxisome biogenesis protein 3-2-like. Gene Ontology annotation, biological process: protein import into peroxisome membrane. Lineage: Eukaryota; Viridiplantae; Streptophyta; Magnoliopsida; Brassicales; Cleomaceae. The coding region runs from base 322 to 1437 and encodes 371 amino acids. Gene Ontology annotation, cellular component: peroxisomal membrane. The transcript is spliced from 7 exons. Gene Ontology annotation, molecular function: protein-macromolecule adaptor activity. The record is from RefSeq and is a predicted model, not a curated record.
UGAAAUACUGAGGGAUGGAGAUUCGGUUUACAAUUCAAUGUUUCAAAAAGGGUUUGUGGUGAUAACUCUCUCUUUUUCUCUUCUCUUCUCUUUACCCAUCGGAGCGAUCACAAGCCAAAAGCCAUCUCUCUCGUCGGAAUUCCUCUCUCUUUAUCGCCGGAAAAGAGCUAACAAGACGAGAGAAACUUCAUCUUUCUAUCUGCGUGUGUGUAUCUUGGAGUAAUCUUCGACUCGCUGUCUGAAUUCAUUCCGGUUGAAGGGUUUUUGGCGUGAUUCCUCGGAAAUGGAUUCCUGGAUUCCACUUCAGUAGCUUCAAAGUCCAUGGGUUUCGUCAGGGAUUUCUGGAGGAACCAUAGGAGGAAGAUUUUCGUGACGGCGGGUUGCGUGGGAAGUGGGUAUUUGCUCUACAAACUAUACCAUGCCCACACUCGUAGGCUCGCAGACUUGGAACGAGAGCUCGCCAUCGAGCGUGAGAAUGAAGAACUCAUCAAAACCCAAAUGAAAGCCCAUUUCGAGAACAUUCAGAUGAUCGCCGAUGCUACGACACUGCCUCAUGCAAUGCAAUAUUUGAGCGGUCGUAUAAUGAAUGAGAUCGAUGUUUCUAUCAUUAUGGAGAGCCUCAAUAAGGGAAAAGGAACGUUGAGUCCAUCUGAGAAGCUUCAGCUUUGGGAUAAACUCAAAAUUUUAAGCUUCACUAGGAUGGUUUUGUCCCUGUGGUCAGUCACAAUGCUAAGCUUGUACAUUAGGGUUCAAGUCAACAUUUUGGGCAGACAUUUGUAUAUUGACACCGCUAGAGAUCUGGGCAGCUCACAUCUACUUGAAGACUUAGAUCUCAUCGACAGAGAUGACGAACAAAAAUUCCUUUCAAGUGCUGAUUUCCUUGCUACCCGUGGCAUGCCUGGUUUGAUUUCUAAUAUUCAGGGGGCAGUCAUAGAAGUUCUCAAGGGAAAGCAGUUGAAGGAUGUUUUCACAACCAGCGUUCUUCAAGAGACAGUGAUGCAGAUUUUGGAUGUGUUCAUGAGCACUGGAAGUCCCCAUCACUGGGUGGAUUACCUGAUGAUACCCCAAGAGACAAGACCCUCAAGAAUCGACUCAAACUCUUCAGACAAUCUCACCAAAGUUUCUCCUUCCAAUGUAACAGUGGCCAAGUUCGAUCAACUCAUGGUUGAAACCCGAGAAGUGCUCACCAGCACCGAAUUCACCAACAUAGCAGAGAUAUCCCUGAAGACGUUCACCGCAGCAUUGGUAGAGGAGAUGGGAACUGAGGGCAGUCUGGGAACGGGGGGGAUGCCAUUGGCGAAACUCCUACCGAGGAUUGAGAUGACGAUACCGGUUGUUACAGCAGAACCGGGCAAGAACCGGUUCUUACAACUCAUCCGGGAUCUGCCUGAAGUUCAGCUCUUUUUCACUCUCUUAUACGCAAGUAUGCCGCAAUAGUCUUUUUAGUGUCCUCAGAUGCAAAAAUAAUGCCCCUCUCUGUUCUCUCUCUUUUUGGUUGGGAUCUUAGCAUCAAAGUGAAAGGAGAGUAGGGUGUUUGUUGUUAGUUAAUGACAUUGUUUGGAUUACUGAACUAUUUGACAAAAGGGUCACACCUCUGUUAUUGGUUUUCACAUUGUUUUCCCCAAAAUAUAGGCUUUUUCAAUACAA